AACAAAAUGAACAUACAAUAUAUUAACUUUCAAGAAUACGACAAAUUAAUAAAACCAAUUAUGAUAACAACGAAAAUUAUUUCCGUUUGGCCAUUGGAUAAAGAUUCAACUAGGAUAACUCAAAUAUUUCGUAACUUGCACACGUUUGCUAUGUUUGCUAUGAUUAUAACAAUAUCAUUUGCAACAACGAUGGAGGUAAUAAAUACGAUCGAUGAUUUAAAUGAAGCAACCGAGUGUGCACUUUUAUGUACAGCCUUUUAUCUCAGUUUAUUACGUGUCACGAUUUAUUCAUUACAUCGCAAAGAUAUAUCAUACAUCGUUGAAACUAUGAAAAAUGAUUGGACAUUAGCCAAUUAUGAAGAAAUUGUAAUACUCAAGGACAAAUGUUUAUUUACAUUUCGUUUAUCUAAAUUGUUCAUAUUUUCUGUGGCUUUUACCAUCUGUAUAUUUAUUUCUGCUCCUUUCAUAGAGGGAAUUAUCUUUAAUACAAAUGUUAGAAUAUUACCAUUUCGUGGAUAUUAUUUUGUAAAUCAUACGAUUUCACCUAUAUUCGAGAUAAUAUAUACCUUCAACGUAUUAUCAGGCUGUUUUUCAGCCACCACCAUAGCCGGUGCUACGACUUUCAAUCUUGUCAUAAUUAUGCACGGUUCAGCUAAAUUUGCUAUUAUACAAAAUAGAUUGAAACAAAUCAAAGGAAACGAUAGAAAUGCAUACGUAGAACUUUCGGAAUGUGUUAAAAGUCAUCAGGAAGCUAUCACGUUUGCAGAUACAUUGGAAAAUGUUAUAAAUAUCUUAGUAUUGGGACAAUUUAUUAUUAGUACUGGUUUAGUAUGUUUCGCAGGAUUUCAAAUAACUGCGAUGAUUGAAGAUAAAGCUCGAUUAAUAAAAUAUACGUGUUUUUUAAACUCCGCAAUUUUGGAACUUUUUCUAUUCAGUUAUAGUGGAAAUGAAUUGAUCGAUGAGAGUGAGGCUAUUGGAUAUGCUGCAUAUGAAAGUGAAUGGUAUAACAACAACUUGGGCUUAACACUAAAAACGAUUAUCAUGCGAUGCAGAAUACCAUGUAAAAUAACAGCUGCUAAAUUUUAUAAUAUGUCUUUGGAAAGUUUUGCAAAAGUUCUCAGUACAUCAUUUUCAUAUCUCACAGUACUUCAAGCAACUAACGAAGAAUAAAAUAAUCCCAAAUAUUAUUUGUAGUAAACGUAGCUACAUCAAAAUGGAUGAUUAUGCCAACUUCGUAAUUUUUAAACAUUCAGAAUGUUAGAAUAAAUAUUAAAUAUAAGC
This is a messenger RNA of Polistes dominula (European paper wasp), 1281 nucleotides long. Its product is annotated as odorant receptor 13a. Gene Ontology annotation, cellular component: plasma membrane. Gene Ontology annotation, molecular function: odorant binding; olfactory receptor activity. The record is from RefSeq and is a predicted model, not a curated record. Gene Ontology annotation, biological process: sensory perception of smell; detection of chemical stimulus involved in sensory perception of smell. NCBI's taxonomy places the organism in Eukaryota, Metazoa, Arthropoda, Insecta, Hymenoptera, Vespidae.